AUGAUUAAGACGUUGAGUCCUUACUCCACCACAGCUACAACAGCUGAAAUCAUGUCAAGGUAUAGGCCUAUAGCUCCGAAACCUGAUGUACCAGCAAACUCCAUGAAUGAGAGCUCAGGUAUGUCUCAAAAGAUGAUGCAAUCUCCUUAUCUCAGGAGUCUGUGGUGUCAUCUGCAGGCUAGGCCUACUAGGGCUAGAAAGAGAGGUAGAGUCGCUUUAUCAUCAACAACACCACUCAAGAGAGGAAGGACUCAAGUCCUAGCGCUCUCUUCACCGAGUCUCAUAACAUCCCCCGCAAAAAACCUCUCUUUGCAAGGUUUUUCACACGGUAUUCCUCACCAUUCUAUUCCUAACUUUGGUGGAAGCUUGGAUAGUUCUUCGACACCACCAGCAAGUUUGAUGCAGCUUCCCCUCCUUCCAUGCCCUCCCUCAGUACCUGUCGUUGCCAACUAUGCGACAAUACUUGAAUUGAAUUGCAUGGAACCUUGUGGAGGAGAAAAGUUAAUAGAUUUGAACACAAUUGUUGAAAUUCCUGAAGAGAAAGAUCUAUUGAAGCAGCUCCAAGGUCCUCCAGCGAGCAACGUUAUAGUACCUCAACCGAUUCGACCAGUGGGCUCCAUUAUCUAUGUUGGGUGCAUCAAAGAGAAUCCAAUCCUAACCCCACAAAUGCAAGUCCUGAAGAAACGAGAGGAGGUUGAAGAAUUGGUUGAGUCCGAUGCCUUACCGGCAGUGAUUUCCGACUCAAACAACAAAGUUAGAUUGGCAAAUUCUGCUUACAAAGAGAUGGUGGGUCAACCAGAAUGUCCAUGGUUGGACUCUGUGGUGACAGGUGAAGGAAGAGCCCUAGGCAACUCAUGCAAGAGAAUCUGUGGGGAAGUAGUACUCCAUUUAUCAGAAUCUGAUUCGAGGUUGACAGUUAAAUCAAAGGGUUUUUCAUGUUGGGCGAGGAUUGAGUGGGGAAGUGAAGGGAAGAAGAGAUCAGUCAAAGCGUUCUGUGAGGUCAUCAAAUUAUCAUGUCGGUCAAAGGACUAUCUCUUCACAUGGAAGUUCCAACCAUAUCAACAAGAAGAAGGAAGAAUCACAUUUUAGGCACUCCAGUCUUUGCAAUUUGAAUGGUAUACAGCUGUUUUACUGCAAAAAUGCACCUUAGCUAGCUAACUAGUGUUCUCAAUGUAUAGUUAAGAGACAUGUUAUAUCAAGUAUACGGUUUAGUAAUUUUUGUCGGUAUCUUUUGUGCGUCUAUAUAUGCCAAGUUUUUACUCCAUUGUUUCAA
Messenger RNA from Gossypium raimondii (Peruvian cotton), 1273 nucleotides. RefSeq lists its product as uncharacterized. The transcript has a single exon. Bases 1 to 1089 code for a protein of 362 amino acids. NCBI's taxonomy places the organism in Eukaryota, Viridiplantae, Streptophyta, Magnoliopsida, Malvales, Malvaceae. The record is from RefSeq and is a predicted model, not a curated record.